Ochlerotatus camptorhynchus is the source of this 300-nucleotide messenger RNA. RefSeq lists its product as uncharacterized. Gene Ontology annotation, cellular component: nucleosome. NCBI's taxonomy places the organism in Eukaryota, Metazoa, Arthropoda, Insecta, Diptera, Culicidae. The coding region runs from base 1 to 300 and encodes 99 amino acids. Gene Ontology annotation, molecular function: DNA binding; structural constituent of chromatin; protein heterodimerization activity. The transcript has 2 exons. The record is from RefSeq and is a predicted model, not a curated record.
AUGGAUCGGUCAAAAGUGUAUCCGCCGUACAUCUCCCAUGCCUUCACGCCCAAUACCGAGCUGGCCAAGACGCAAACGAUACCGCUCGUAAGUCCACCGGAGGGAAGGCUCCUCCUGAAAACGCCCAGGACUUUCAAGACCGAUCUGCGCUUCCAGAGCUCGGCCGUUGCAGGAAUCCAGCGUAGCCAUCUGGUCGGUCUGUUCGAAGAUACCAACCUGUGCGCCAUCCACGUCAAGCGUGUCACAAUUAUGCCAAAGGACAUUCAGCUGGCUCGUCGUAUUCGUGGUGAACGCUCUUAA